AUGGACGUCGUCCUCGAAUUCGCCGACACCUAUGUCUUCGAUCGGAUCUACGCCAACCUCCUCCCUCUUCACACCUCGUCCGCUUCCUUCGACCCCAUCUCCACCAUCACCGCCUCCUUCAAGAACGAGACCCUCCCGAUUCGAUCGACGUGGCAAUGGGAGCCGGCGAGCCAAUUCAUGAGCGCUGAGCCGAGUGAAUAUGCAUACCUCAGCCAGUGGGAUCGGGACAACGUCCUCCGACAGUCCAUCACCUUGUUUUUCGUCACAAUGGUCUCCGCGAACCUCCUCUACUUCGUCUUCGCGACGCUCAGCUAUCUCCUCGUCUUCGACCACGCAACCUUCAAACACCCCAAAUACCUCAAAAACCAGAUGCGCCUCGAGAUCACCCAGGCCGUCACCUCCAUCCCCGCCAUCACCCUCCUCACCGUCCCCUUCUUCGUCGCCGAGGUCCGUGGCCACUCCUACAUGUACGACACCCUCGCCGACGUCGGCUACGAAUCCUCCGUCCUCUCCUACUUCGGAAACUGGUACACCUACCUCCAGUUCCCGCUCUUCCUGAUGUUCACCGACUUCGGCAUCUACUGGAUCCACCGCGGCCUGCACCACCCGAUCAUCUAUCGCCACCUGCACAAGCCGCACCACAAGUGGAUCAUGCCGACGCCCUACGCCAGCAUCGCCUUCCACCCGCUCGACGGCUACGCCCAGAGCGUGCCCUACCACGUCUUCCCCUUCCUCAUGCCGCUGAACAAGUUCGCCUACCUCGCCCUCUUCACCUUCAUCCAGAUCUGGACCGUCAUGAUCCACGACGGCGAGUACGUCGCCGACUCGCCCAUCAUCAACGGCGCCGCCUGCCACACCAUGCACCACCUGUACUUCAACUACAACUACGGCCAGUUCACCACCCUGUGGGACCGCCUCGGCGGCUCCUACCGCCGCCCGAACCCGGAGCUCUUCCGCAAGGAGCAGAAGAUGUCCCCCGCCGAGUGGCAGCGCCAGACCCAGGAGAUGGAGCGCAUGGUCGUCGAGGUCGAGGGCGCCGACGACCGGAGCUACGCGCCCGAGGAGGCGAAGAAGACGCAGUGAUCGUCCUCCCCCACCAUUCCAUUCCCCCUCGGAAGAAAUGAAUUCAAAAAAUUCCACGAUGGUUUUUUAGGCGCCGUUUUUUUUUUCUCUUUCUUUGGCUUAAUAUCCUCGAUUUCCCCGCUCGCGCCAUGUCUUCGCGACGGUCGUUUCUACCAACAGGGGGUUCCUUUGCUUUUCUCUCUCUCAUCGGGCGCAAUCUCCUUCCACUUUUGGAUUUUGUUCCCUCCCUCCUCUAUACUAGAUCAUAUUAUAGGAUAUCGAGAAUGGAACAUGGCUAUUUCUGCCUCGGUUUCCCCUUUCUCUCUGUC
Messenger RNA from Dissoconium aciculare CBS 342.82, 1391 nucleotides. RefSeq names its product ERG3, C-5 sterol desaturase. The record is from RefSeq and is a predicted model, not a curated record. Gene Ontology annotation, biological process: lipid biosynthetic process. Bases 1 to 1083 code for a protein of 360 amino acids. NCBI's taxonomy places the organism in Eukaryota, Fungi, Ascomycota, Dothideomycetes, Mycosphaerellales, Dissoconiaceae. The transcript has 3 exons. Gene Ontology annotation, molecular function: oxidoreductase activity; iron ion binding.